AUGACCAUGGCUUCUCCGAGUUCCUUCACCUACUUCUGCCCUCCAUCUUCCUCCCCUGUCUGGACAGAGCCGCUGUACAGCCUGAGGCCGGAGCACGCGCGGGAGCGGUUGCAGGACGACUCGGUGGAAACAGUCACGUCCAUAGAACAGGCAAAAGUAGAAGAAAGGAUCCAGGAAGUCUUCAGUUCUUACAAGUUCAACCACCUGGUACCAAGGCUUGUUUUGCAGAGGGAAAAACACUUCCACUAUCUGAAGAGAGGCCUCCGGCAGCUGACAGACGCCUAUGAGUGUCUGGAUGCCAGCCGUCCAUGGCUCUGCUAUUGGAUCCUGCACAGCUUGGAGCUGCUGGAUGAACCCAUCCCCCAGACAGUGGCUACUGACGUGUGUCAGUUCCUGGAACUGUGUCAGAGCCCAGAAGGCGGCUUCGGAGGGGGUCCCGGGCAGUACCCCCACCUUGCACCCACAUACGCCGCGGUCAAUGCGCUGUGCAUCAUUGGCACUGAGGAGGCCUAUGACGUCAUCAACAGGGAGAAGCUGCUCCAGUAUCUGUACUCCCUGAAGCAACCGGAUGGCUCGUUCCUCAUGCACGUGGGAGGCGAGGUGGACGUGAGAAGCGCGUACUGUGCAGCCUCGGUCGCCUCGCUGACCAACAUCAUCACCCCUGACCUGUUUGCGGGCACUGCUGAAUGGAUAGCCAGAUGUCAGAACUGGGAAGGCGGGAUUGGUGGUGUGCCAGGAAUGGAAGCCCACGGUGGCUAUACUUUCUGUGGCCUGGCUGCAUUGGUGAUCCUCCAGAAAGAACGGUCCUUGAACUUGAAGAGCCUCCUGCAAUGGGUAACCAGCCGGCAGAUGCGAUUCGAAGGCGGCUUCCAGGGCCGCUGCAACAAGCUGGUGGACGGCUGCUACUCCUUCUGGCAGGCGGGGCUGCUUCCCCUGCUGCACCGUGCGCUGCAUGCUCAAGGUGACCCAGCACUCAGCAUGAGCCACUGGAUGUUCCAUCAGCAGGCCCUGCAGGAGUAUAUUCUGAUGUGCUGCCAGUGCCCUGCGGGGGGCCUUCUGGAUAAGCCGGGCAAGUCACGUGACUUCUACCACACCUGCUACUGCCUCAGUGGUUUGUCCAUAGCCCAGCACUUCGGCAGUGGGGCCAUGUUACAUGACGUGAUCCUGGGCGUGCCCGAAAAUGCUCUGCAGCCCACCCACCCCGUGUACAACAUCGGGCCGGACAAGGUGAUCCAGGCCACCACGCACUUCCUGCAGAAACCCGUGCCCGGCUCCGAGGAGUUCAAGGACGAGGUGACUGCAGAGCCUGCCACCGUCUAGACGGCCUGUGGGCCCUGCUGCCCUGCUCCCCCACGCCCCAGCUCAGACCAGGUGUACGUACGUAUUCCGAUCCAUAGUGCGCCCCAGCCUUCGCCACCGUGCAGCUGUGGAUCUCUGUCUUUUCUCGUCACACCACACCACAAACCAAACCAAACUGAUGGCUCUCCCUUAGGAGAACACAGCAAUGUGGUUUAAGUUAUUUCCACCAGUUUUCCAAGUAAAACUCUCUCAGCUGUGUGAUUGCGCUGUGGGGAGCAGCUGUGGCUGGGAGGAAGCGACACCUGCUCACAGCUGCAGCCUGCUCCACACGGAAACGAACAGGUGUCUGUGGCCUGACAGCAUCCACAGCCCCUGCCAGGACUCUGUGUGCACCUGCCACCAAGGGCGCCUCGCUGGAUAUACAAAUGCUGCCCCAGACCCUGCUUCCAUGAGUGCCCUGGACAGGACCACAUGGGGCUAUGCCAAGGCGCCUCCCACCCUGACCAUCUGCAGAAGAAAGGAGCCGUGGUGAGACCGGAAGAGGUGUCCCCUCCACGCUGGAGGACUGAGCAAUGCGUCUCCGCAGGACCACGCUUGGUGUGCAGGCAGUCCUUGCUCCCACCCACCCCCAACCUCCUGAGGCGAUGACUUUUACCCUGGAAAGCAGUAAUACGUGGAAAACGAAUCCCGCGUUCCACUCUAGGCCAGAGGAAGCAGCCUCCAAGCUCACGCUGUCUCCUUCUUCAUCAUGUAUCCGAGAGUUGGCCCUACCACGGAAGUCCUUGGGACCGCACCCGCAGCCUGGGACCACCCACUGCCAUCUCCCCUUCCUCCUGUUUUGCUCCAAGACAGCUUCGUCUUGCUCCCAGAGUAUUAACAUGACUGACUCUCACCUAGGCCGAGGAUCCUGCCUGCCCUGGGCUCCCAGGAGUAACAUCAAGUGCCAGGCAGGGCCGCCGCCACUAAUGGGGACAGUGGGCUUGAGCGCCUCCAUGCCGAGCCCUGUGGCAGGCAGCAGGGCACCGAGUGGAGCCAUCCGUCCAUCACUCGGUCACGGCGGGCUCCUGCCCCAGACCUGGCCAGCACGUGUCACGGACAGGAGCUUGGAGAAGCAGCGUACCACGGGAGGCUCUUCUCAAAUCCCUGGCAGCUUGCUGCCUCUCGCUUCCUAUGGCUUUGGCAUGUUGGGCUCCGUAUUACCUCCUUGAAAUAAUAAAAGACUAACAUUUUCUA
This is a messenger RNA of Ochotona princeps (American pika), 2532 nucleotides long. RefSeq names its product farnesyltransferase, CAAX box, beta (gene FNTB). Gene Ontology annotation, cellular component: protein farnesyltransferase complex. Gene Ontology annotation, biological process: protein farnesylation. The record is from RefSeq and is a predicted model, not a curated record. The transcript is spliced from 12 exons. Gene Ontology annotation, molecular function: protein farnesyltransferase activity. Bases 1 to 1320 code for a protein of 439 amino acids. Lineage: Eukaryota; Metazoa; Chordata; Mammalia; Lagomorpha; Ochotonidae.